UUCAUGGUCUGACCUCUGCAGUAACGCUGACAGGGCUGUAUGAAGCUGAAACUCAGCUCAGCGGAAGGCGGUCAGGGUUUAUCUUCUGAUAUAAAGUAAAUACUUUUCCUCUCUACGGCCGGGAAAACGGGACUUUGACACCAUGAGUACCAUGUUCGCAGACACCAUUUUGAUCGUCUUCAUCUCCAUUUGUACAGCGUUGUUAGCCGAAGGCAUUACCUGGGUUUUAGUGUAUCGGACUGAGAAGUACAAGAGGCUAAAGGCUGAAGUGGAAAAGCAAAGCAAAAAACUUGAGAAGAAAAAGGAAACCAUAACUGAAUCUGCUGGACGCCAACAAAAGAAGAAGAUUGAAAGGCAAGAGGAGAAGCUGAAGAACAACAACAGAGACCUGUCUAUGGUGCGGAUGAAAUCCAUGUUCGCCAUUGGUUUCUGCUUCACAGCUCUCAUGGGCAUGUUUAACUCCAUUUUCGAUGGAAGAGUUGUGGCCAAAUUGCCAUUUGUGCCACUGUCGUAUAUCCAGGGACUGUCACACCGCAACCUGCUGGGCGAGGAUUACACCGACUGCUCCUUUAUUUUCCUCUAUAUCCUCUGCACCAUGUCCAUCAGACAGAACAUUCAGAAGAUGCUCGGCCUUGCACCCUCCAGAGCUGCAACCAAACAGGCCGGAGGCUUUUUAGGACCUCCUCCACAAGCAGCUAAGUUUUCGUAAUCAGCAGCCCAGAUGUUCCUGCACUGCUGCCUGCAGUCAUAGCGCCCCCACCAGCGCACAGACAGAACUGCCCCCGCUGAGGUUAAAAGUCUUACCCGUUGCAGCUACAGUACCACUACUUUCUGUUUGAUUUCUUAUUCAUUUUGUUGUUUAUUUAACAUUAAACAUUACAACUGUUUUGGUUAGAAAUUAUAGGAAAAUUAUAGUUCAUUCUGUUGAUUAUCAAAGGUUACAAAUGUCAGCUGAGCAUUUAGCACAAUUCAUGGAGUGUUUGGAGAUUUUAAAUUAACGAUUGACACAGUAACAUCUGAUCCAGUUUCAGUAUUAUUGUAUGUCAUUGUAUACUGUUGUGUCAUGCAUAUUAAUAAAGUUUUAUGAUUAUAUUUCAGGCA
Messenger RNA from Oreochromis aureus, 1101 nucleotides. It is a transcript of the gene tmco1, whose product is annotated as transmembrane and coiled-coil domains 1. Bases 143 to 709 code for a protein of 188 amino acids. The transcript is spliced from 7 exons. Gene Ontology annotation, biological process: endoplasmic reticulum calcium ion homeostasis. Gene Ontology annotation, molecular function: calcium channel activity. Gene Ontology annotation, cellular component: endoplasmic reticulum; cytoplasm; endoplasmic reticulum membrane. NCBI's taxonomy places the organism in Eukaryota, Metazoa, Chordata, Actinopteri, Cichliformes, Cichlidae. The record is from RefSeq and is a predicted model, not a curated record.